UCCUCACUUUUUUCUUACCUCGAUUCAACAACUUCAGUACAGGACAAAGACAAGAAAAAGAUAGGACGAAACACAAACAAGUUUACACAGAAAGCCAAGAAAACAAGGAAGAUCAAUCUCUAUUCACACCCACACACUCUUUCCUUUCGGUCGAACAAAGCGCAAACGUAAAACGUAACAACACUCAACGCAAAGCACACAGAAAAGCACCUGCACAAAAGGACACACCAUGUUUGCAUCUCUUGUAGGACUCAUCCAUCAACCCAGCAUUGCAAUCCGGGUCCCUAAUGACGACUCGACCUUCAAUCCAAAGGAAUACCCCAGUCUCAGCUUCAUUGCCACAGGAAAAGUCCAGGGUAAGAUCCGACUUAUCCAUGGAACUGAGGAUGAUUCCAACCUUGCGAUGAUCUCAACUCGCAUUUGGGUCACCAAAGAGAAUGAUAAAGAUGAGGUUGCAAUCAAGCUAAGCUUUGAUAAUAAGACACAUGUGUUCACUCUUGAGGGACCAACACGGUUUGGAAGCUUCAACAUUUAUCAUGAGACGACCAUCCAGAUCCCUCGGUCAUUCCAGCAUCUUGGAUCUCUGCGUCUCAAGGCACCCAACACAUCUUUCUCGGCCGAAGGCCUUGAUCAUCUCCUUUGGACAUCUGUCCAGACAGAGCUAUCCAAUGCAGCCAUCGCACUUCAAUACCUGGCUGCUGCAGACUCCAUCGCCCUCCGGACCAGCAACUCAAGUAUCUCUGGUGUCUUCUCUGCAGGACAUAUUGAUUUGACAACGUCCAAUGGAUCUAUCUCUGCGAAACUCCGGGUCGAAGAUGCACAGGAUGGUCGACAAUCAAUUGUGAUGACAAAGACAUCGAAUGCUUCGAUUCAUCUACAUGUGGAUGCUACAACGACACGACAGGGUAUUUGGAUGGAGAACACAACCAAGAAUGGCAAGAUUGUGAUUGGUACAUUAUUGGGCCCCAGUGAGAAGAGCUCAAACAUUAGCACAACGACCUCGAACUCCAAGAUUGAGUUCAAUCUGGAUGCUUCACAGACGGGACAGGCUUUGGAGGUGACUAACAAAACAUCCAAUGCCAGUAUCCUGUCUUCUAUCAUGGUGCCGCCAUCCCAAUUUGUCAAAUGCCUAGCACAGUCGGCGGAUGGCUCCGUAACUGUGAAUCUGACCGACGAUUUCAAAGGCUGGUUCGACCUGGAGACAAGCAAUAGUUCUACGACAGUCGAGGGAUCCCAUUUGAUGUUUGAGACAGAAAAGAAAAAUACUAAGCGUGGAUAUCACGACCAGGGUGAGAGUCAAGUCAAAUUGUUGACAUCGAACAGCUCUGCAAAACUGAACUUCUAUUCUGCGGGAGCAAGCCUUGCAGCAGAUGUCCUCGCCAAGCAUGAAUAUUUGUAAAUUUUAAAUAGGCCAUGAUGUUUGUGCGUGGAAAUAAAAAAGAAAUAAAGUCUGUUGCCACAA
Molecule: messenger RNA, 1462 nt
Organism: Lobosporangium transversale
Lineage: Eukaryota; Fungi; Mortierellomycota; Mortierellomycetes; Mortierellales; Mortierellaceae
Exons: 3
Coding region: 230-1399 (389 amino acids)
Source: RefSeq, a predicted model, not a curated record